Messenger RNA from Balaenoptera musculus (blue whale), 9377 nucleotides. RefSeq names its product solute carrier family 25 member 51 (gene SLC25A51). Bases 1054 to 1944 code for a protein of 296 amino acids. Lineage: Eukaryota; Metazoa; Chordata; Mammalia; Artiodactyla; Balaenopteridae. The transcript is spliced from 3 exons. The record is from RefSeq and is a predicted model, not a curated record.
UCCAGCAAGCGGAACCCGAAAGCCUGACAAUAGGUGUGAUGGGUGACCCUACACCUGCCCUGCCGCGCCGAACCGCUGCCAGGAGUUGGCCGGCGUCACUCGACCCUCCGAGGGUUUAGAGAGAGGCGGCGCCGCAGCGUCUCCCUCACGUGACCGGGCUCGGCGGAAAAGAGCGCGUCACGCUCCGCCCUGAGCUCGGGUCGGUCAAGGUCUGCGCCUGCGCCGGCUUGGUGGCUCGCGGGCUCGCGAGCUCGCCAGCCUGCAGGCGGGUCGCUACCGGGCGUGGAGCCGGGCGCCCGGGGCGAUGGGUGAGUACAGGAAGCGGCCGAGAGGAAAGCACGGGGCUCCCCCGGCCUCCGCGUGGAGUGAGUGGAAGCACGAAAGAGGGUCUGAGAAGGCCGCCUGCACGGCCCUCUGGCGCGGCCGUUGAGGACUCACCCCCCGCCCCGCCGCGCGCGCGCGCAGUGCGCCCCCCCGGGGCGCCCCGCCGUUCCCGCGCGCGCCAUCCCGGGUGGGACCUGCAGCCUCAGGGCCCAGCUCUUGCCUCCCAGCUUUGCCGCCCGCUGCCGGGCUUCGCUGGGCCGGGAGCGCCGUCCGACUGCCGGAACGAGCCUUUCCGGCGGAGGAGGCAGUGCGUUCAUUUGGGCGCGCCCCAGGAAGGAAGGUGCCUCCCGGCGCGCAUCGAGAGCGGGGCGGGGAGGGGCCGGGCUUUGCCUGCGGCCCGGGAGAGCGGCGUUGGGACCGCGGAAGGGAGCCUGCCCCCUCGGGGUCUGGGAUUCCGGGACCCCUGGCUCCGUUAAAUGUCCGGGACGGAAGGGGCCUGGUCGACCCCGUCCGCCACCCUCCCCUCCCCCUUACCACAGACCGGGGAAAUGGACGCCUGGAGAGCGGAAAUCCAGUUAUCAAAGUUGACUCCAGAAGAGAGAACCUAACAGACCUAACAAUGGAAGAAAUUGAGAAGGUUAUCAAAAAGCUACCAUCCCCCAAAACACCAGUCCCAGAUGGUGUUUCAGGUUAAAAAAAUCCUUCCUGAAGAAGAUCUUAAGCAACACGAUGGAUUCAGAAGCUCAUGAAAAGAGGCCACCAAUCCUAACAUCUUCAAAGCAAGAUAUAGCACCUCAUAUUGCAAAUGUUAGUGAAAUGAGGCAUUACUUGUGUGGCUGCUGUGCGGCUUUCAACAAUAUAGCCAUCACAUUUCCCAUUCAGAAGGUCCUCUUUCGGCAACAGCUGUAUGGAAUCAAAACCCGGGAUGCAGUACUUCAGUUGAGGAGGGAUGGAUUUCGAAACUUGUAUCGCGGAAUCCUUCCCCCUUUAAUGCAGAAGACGACUACACUGGCACUUAUGUUUGGUCUCUAUGAGGAUUUAUCUUGCCUUCUCCGUAAGCAUAUCAGUACCCCAGAGUUUGCAACCCGUAGCCUGGCCGCAGUACUUGCAGGAACGACAGAAGCAAUUUUCACUCCACUGGAAAGAGUUCAAACAUUGCUUCAAGACCACAAGCAUCAUGACAAAUUUACAAACACUUAUCAGGCUUUCAAAGCAUUGAAAUGCCAUGGAAUUAGAGAGUAUUAUCGAGGCUUGGUGCCUGUUCUUUUCCGUAACGGAUUCAGCAAUGUCCUUUUUUUUGGCCUUCGAGGUCCCAUCAAGGAGCACCUGCCCACGGCAACAACCCACAGUGCUCAUUUGGUCAAUGAUUUUAUCUGCGGGGGCCUGUUGGGUGCCAUGUUGGGAAUCUUGUUUUUUCCAGUUAAUGUUGUAAAAACUCGCAUGCAAUCUCAGAUUGGUGGGGAAUUUCAGUCUUUCCCUAAGGUUUUCCAAAAAAUCUGGCUAGAACGGGACAGGAAGCUGACAAAUCUUUUCAGAGGUGCCCAUCUGAAUUACCAUCGGUCCCUCAUCUCUUGGGGCAUAAUUAAUGCAACUUACGAGUUCUUGUUAAAGAUUAUAUGAAAGAAAUCAGUUAAGUGCCAUUAAUCAACUGAAUAGACCUAAGAAGAAUGCAGUUUGGCCUUGUUUCUAAUUGGCCAAAUACAAGUUGGUGUUAUAAGUCCAGGGCACAAUGAAUUACGGGCAAAGCUGUUUUUCUUAAGCACCAACAAAUGCAGAAUAAAAGGUUUCAGUAGGAAAAUUUAAGGUUUUUGGGAGUUUUUUUUGGGGAGGGUGUUCUGUUUGUAUUUUUUUAGUCAUUAUCUGAGAACUUUAGGCUAAUUGCCUGGUUAAUAGCUGUCUAUCUGAUGGCUUUUGACAAGGAAACUACCAGCCAAGAUACAUGAUUCUUUUUUCCAAAAGUCUUCUGUAUUGAAGCAUAAGUGGCCAUGACCAGCCAGAGAAAAGGCUCUUAGGGUCCCAUGAUUUCUCAGGCUUACUUCUAUUACUCCAUUUCUUCUCUGCUUUUAGAAGGAGUUACAAAGGGUAGUUUUUGUUAACUUAAACAUACACAUGGUAGGACAAAGGAGCAGAAGAGAGAAGAAAAGCAGCUUAUUAUGUGUAGGAUUUUCAUGAUAAAUUGUAUUCGUUUUGAAACUAAGCACCUGUUGGGAUGGUCAUUAUCCAAAUUAAUUCUCUUUAGAUGUGGUAGACUAAAGCAACUAAUGACAUCUCCCAUUUUGCUUUCUAGGGUAGAAAGUUUUCUCUGUAUUUCUCAAUAUGACCUUAAACCUUCCCAAAAUAUUUUUAUAUUAAUUUCACUAUUUCGUUGUCAAAAAAUGUGGAGACUUAAAUUUUGUUAAAGGUGUUUCAUCCCAUUAAGAAGGUUCAUAUUACAGGUAUCCCCCGCUUCUCCAGAGUUUCCUUUAUGCCACUUUGCUUUUACAAAAGACCUAUAUUAGUACCUGUUUUCACUAACCAAAAGAAAUACGAAGAUGAUUUUUGCUUUUACAAGAAAAGGUGAUUGCUUCCUCACUCUAUGCCAUUUCGGCUUACAAAAAGUUCCACAGGAAUUCGGGGGAAACCUGUAAUUGCAUUACAGAUCCAAUUCUGUUUAGCUCAGCUUCUUUGAAUUGUUCUUGCCAACUUAGUGAAGAGCUUUGGAGUUUUGGUAUUUUUUCCUUUGAGUAGUAGUUUGUCAUAGUCAAGUAUCCUGUUCUCUUGAAACUCCCUUUAAAAAAACAACAUAAUGCUUCCAUAAAAUUUUAUUUUGGAAGUCUAUUAAUAGGACCUUAGAUUUUUUUUCUGGUUUCUAAGUGUUCUGGGGAAGGGGAAAAAAACUCAGGAUAGCUUUCACCCCACAGUGUUAAGCUGUCUUUUUUAUUUUACUCUUGGAAAUAGAGACUUCUGUUAAUGAUCUUUACGUUUUGGGAACCCAGUUUUACCAUUUUAUCAUUUAAACAGUAAGACAGUUUGAGAGGAUAAAACCUAAAUAAAGAUAUUUGAAGGGUUAGUUUUAAAUUCUAGAAGUUGGUGAUUGGUGGAUAGUAUACUUAUCCCUCACCUAACAGACAAAAACUUACUUGUCAAAGGAAUCAGAUUUUAAACUACUUUUUCCCAGAUAAAUAAGGCAAAGUGACUCAUACACCAGUUGAAUAACUAACACAACAUACGAGACAUCCUAGAAAAGUGGUUUAUCAAUCUUUUAAAAAUCCACAUCUGUAAGUAUGUAGUUAAGAUUACCUUCCAGCAUCUGACAUGGAGCAGAGCACGUGGGUUUUAUUACCAGUCUUUCAUCAUUCUGGGUAAUUGCAUGUGAAUAUGUGCACAUGCUGACCAAAAUAAAGUCAGGGUCUCAAUGGUAGUUUACUCAGUUUCUGGACAGAUAGUCCAAAAAAGAUGUUUACCUCUCAGUGCAGGGUGGCUGGUCAAAUGACAGGAACGUCCUCCUUCCAGCUGUGAAGGAUUAGGAGGCGUUGUCGAGCAUUUGCCAGGCAGUCAUGAAGCUCACUAGCUUUACAAAGGCUCUGUUUGACAGCGUUGUGCUGGAAAUGGCAGUUAAUUCUGGAAACCAAGAUGCAGAUGUAAGGAUUUGAGAAAACGAGAAUUUGACACGAAAUAAAUGAGAGUAGCAUCCUUUGGCCUAUGGAAUAGAGUCAGGAUUUCAAGUGGGUUGAGUUUCAGGAAUGAGUGGCAAAGGCACUGUGGUGCCUGACCCCCUCGCUCACGUGUGUGUCCAGCACUUCUGGGCAUAUCUGAGUGCUCAGCAUGUGGCUGGUGAGUUAGCCUGGGGUCACACGCUGACCCUGGGAGUAGACUCCACUGGCCUUCAGUUCCACGGGGCUUCCUUUUGCCUAUACACUCCAUGUAGGUGAUAGACAUCUAAAUUCUAAAGCACUUUUGUGAAAUACAAGUGAAGUGAGAAUUUGAAGGAGGAUGCUUCCUUUUCUGCUAUCUCAAACGUGGCAUUUACAAACAAAUAUUUUUUAAUGGUUUUAACUCAUAUUUUUUGAUUUCUUUGUCACUUUUUACAGCUUUUGAAGACCAAACUGCAAAUACGUUACCAGGGUUGGUUUUAUGUUGUCCUAUAUUUUCUUAAAUUUGACAAAAAACUCAACAGAACUUGUGGUAGCCAACAGCUUUGUCUGAAAUUUAAAAGAAGUCAAAAUGUGUUAUUAGUAAGGAAGAGAUUCUAACUAUUGUUUUUGCCUUCAGCUUGAACUAGUAUGGUAAUAAUUUUGAAAAGGCAAACAUGAGUGAAUAACUUUUAUCUGCAAAGCUUUAAAAGUGGCCUUUCUGUUACAUAUGUGGCACAGACAGCUCAUGAGCACAGGGCACUUCUGGUCUUGCCUCCUAUACUUCAUUCUGAUGCCACCAGAAAUAUGUUAUGGAUUCUAUACUUAACACCCUUAGAGUGGUAUGAGCCCUCAGGACUGUACUACAGAGUAAACACAACCUCUAUAUGGUGGCAAAUGUAUGUGUCUUUGUUUCAUUUAUGGUUGGAGACAAAGUUGAUACUUUUGUCUCAAUAGUCAAUAUUCAUCUUACUUUAUGGUUGGUUAUAUAAUCACCUGCUAUAUAUUACGAACUGUGCAAUGAGACAGAAUUGUGCAUAUAUAAUCAUCUUUGGAGACCUGAAAUUCCCUGGCUUGAUUACAGUGGUGAUACUCAGUUAUAAGGCUGUACAAACCUUAAUAAGAGGAUAAUGGGUGGUACUGGAGGGCUUCAUGGUAAGCCAAUCAUGUUGACCAACACUGUUCAGUGUAGAUGAAGUACUGUCAUGUGAGGGGCAUGCAGUCAAGAUGGAAGCGAGGUGGGAGAUCACAUUUAAAGAAAGGGUAAGCACUCAGACUUGGUUUCUUUUAAAAUAGUCUUUGUUUUCUCACGUGCUUAUAAAUGUGUAUCAAAGACUUGAAUAGGCAUUCCCCUUAAAUCUGAGGAUUUUUAGUUUUUAAUGCUGUCUUUUUGCCUAAUAGUGAAUAUUUGCUUGCCUAAAUGGCUCCCAAAUUGUGGAGGAGUCUACAUGUUUCCUUUUUUAAAGUUUCAUUAUUAAAAGUGGUUGUUUUUGUUUGAUAUUUUGAGUUUUGUGACUAUAUGAGUUUAAAUGAAAUCUGUUAAAUGUUUCAGAGUUAACGUGUUUCUUUUGGUAUUUCUGAUUGGAAUAAAUUUUUUUUAAGUCCAUUUUUCUGGUCUUCCCUUGUGGUUGGGUUAGGGUUAGUAGCACUUUCCUUUUUGUGGUAGAUUAGUCUAUUAGUCUUUUUGUUGGUAAAACAUUCAGCACACUACUUUGACUAUUAGUGACUUCACCUGAUAACUUUGUAGGUAGAACAGUUCUUCAUUUAUCCAUUUUGUUUGGUCAAGAGGAGUUCCAGAUAAGUGAAUUUUCUAGAUAGGUUAACUACAAAGCAUUUUGCUUUUUAAAGGUUGUUCUCAAAUGAAAUAAACUUUUCCCUACUGAGUAUAAACUGUUUUGGUAAAUUCAGUAUAUCAAUACUUUCUGUUGUAAUUAUGUACCUUCAGGUUAUGCUUACCCCCAAGCUAAAUGAUCUGGAUGUUUGUGCAUUUUGAGUUUUUUAUAUCUGCUUUUGAUUUCAUACUGCUUGUUUCUGUUAGGAGACUGAAAUCAUAUUAGCUACACUGUUGGUUUACACAUUAAAUUCUCAGGUGCUUCCUGACUCUAGGGAUAGUUGAGGCUGCCUGAUGAGGACCACCAAGUAAGGGAGCAGUUGCCAUAUAAUGCUUCUAAAACACUCCUGUUUUAGAAAUUUUUUUAGAAAUUCAGUAUAAAAGUGAAUAUCCUGAACUCUAGAAUUCAUAAAAGGGGUUUGACACAUCAUCUGAUGAAAUGUCAUUGUAACCCGUCGGCAGAGGGGAGUAGAGAGCAUUUCUCAUGGUGUGACGGGGGAGGGGCCGGAGGGAGGUCUGCUAGCUGCAGUGCCUCCCAGUCUCCAAAGGCUGGUCCCAGCUUAAUCCCUUCAGCGUCUAGUUUCCAGUAGGGAACUUUUUCUCCAGAUGAGUAUAUGUGAUUUUGAAGUAGAAAUUGAGGAUAAAAUAGGAUUUAUCAAAAUUCUCAUCUGCCUUCAAUCCAUUCUUCAUAUUCCUGUCAUUUCUCUAGAUGAAACGAUCCAGGCCCUGUCUCCCUUGUUGUCAUCUCCAGCUAAAACUGCCCUGCCCAGCCACUGCCGUGGGGACUUCUGUACUCUCUAGCCUCCCAGCCUUACCCAUGUGGAGUCCCGCUGCACUGAACCCUGCACUCUCCCCUGGUUCACGCAGUAACUCUUACUGAGGCCUUCAUGUCUCAUCUCAAAUGUCACUUCCUCGGGGAAGCCAGCUCACACUUUAAGGACCAAGUCAGGUUCCCCUCUUACGUAUUCUUGUGCUGCCACAUUCCUGUGCUGUUUUCAUAGCACUUACCUGUUUUAAUUAUAUUGUCAUCAUUUGAUGCCUUUGGCCCUUUUGAAUGUCAGCUCCAUAAGGCAGGGACUCUGCUCUAGUUUCCACAGUUUCAAGUUCCUGGCACAGUGCCUGACACCUUGUAGAUGUCUGACAAAUGUUUCUUUAAGAAUCAAGAGUGAAGGGACGCGCGAGUAUUUAGGAUCACAGCAUUCUGGAAUAUCCUGUCUGACUUUAGUUCCUUGAUGGGUCAUGGAAGUUGUUUCAGAAACAAAUUUUAACACUGCUUGGGCUGCCGUAAUGAAAUACCAUAGACUAAAUAUUUAGGCUUAAACAACAAGAUAUUUCUCAGUUCCAGACACUGGGAAGUCCAAGAUCAAGGUGCUGGCAGAUUUGGUUCCUGGUGAGAGACCUCUUGGUGUACAGACUUCUGUGUCUUCACAUGGCAGAGAGAGAACCUCUUGACCUCAUCUAAACCUAAUCACUUCCACAGGCUGCACUCCGGAUACCAUCACACUGCGGGUCAGGGCUGCAACCUGCAAGCUCGGGGUCGUGGGGGACACAAGCAUUCAGCCCAUAACAUACAUGAGCUAAAUGAUGAGGCUCUUCUUUGCUCUCCUCUUUCAUGUGUAACACUUCGCUAUCUUUUUUUUUUUAAUUUUUAUUUUAUAUGGGAGUAGAGUUGAUUUACAAUGUUGUGUUAGUUUCAGGUGUACAGCAAAGUGAUUCAGUUAUACAUUCACCUAUCCUUUACUCUCAGAAAUAUCCAGCCAAUCUGAGACAAGUCUCUGUACGAGUCAGGACUCCAAUGUACAGGCUCCAAUUUUCUUAUUCUUGCACUGUUUGUGAAUUGUGGAUCUCAGCUGAGUGAAGCUGACCAAGAAGGACAAGAAGAAAGUAUUCCUUAAAAUAAUUAGCGUGUCAUUGCUGCUUUGUUACUGUAGAAGUGCCAUGAAGGCAGUGGCUUGUUUUGUUUAGAGGAGACCACCUCAGUAGUUGCUUUACCUUUCACCAUCAUCAUUCAGUUCAGGAACCAGUCAUUAGUCAGCAGUGGCUUGCUCCUUACAGAGUACACCAAAAAGGGGGAAUGCAUUUAGUUACAUUGAGAUGCUAUAUACCUUUUUGUUUCAGAUGAUAACAGGGAAAAGAAACUAAUUUCUUUCAAGGGUCAUCAUAUCUAUAGUAAUAAGAGGCACCUGGUAUAUAGCUUUCUCCUUUCCUGUUGGUAAAAAGGAAGCCUCCAAACUUUCCUUACCCCUCUCAUACUUUGCUGAAAAAGAGUGAUUAAACAAAUUUCGAGGUUUUCUUGGGCUCCCCACUUCUCACUCCCCACUGAAAAAGAGCCAUAGAGUUUUCAAGACAGAUAAUAGGGAAAAGUGGGUAUGCAAGGGAUCCAGGUACUUUUCAUUUGUAAUUUGUGUGUAAAAUAUGAAGGUAACGAGUGAAAAGGAGUUAGGAGGUGAGGGCCUAAACUUGGAGAUACAAUGGGUGUGAUAAGCCUUGAGAAAGCUAAGGCAAAGUCCAAGAAGAUUUAAAGCUUUGCUGUUGCUGUUUGGAGCCCUUCAAAAAUUCUGCCACUUGUGGUCCAGGAACAGAAAAGCAUGGUGUUUUUAUGUUUGGAAGCAAUGCUAAAUACAUUUGAAUGUAUAUCAACUCAAACUAGAGAAGAAAACAUCCCUAAUUUCAAUUUGUACCUUUUAUAGUUUCUUUAUUUUGUUUAGCAGAUUUGCCUUACAUCUGCUCAGUACUGUAAAGCUGCCCUUUUAAGGACAAAUCAUUUCGAGUUAUAAGAUUCUAGGCUUGUGGACUACACAGAGCAUUGGCUGCCUGUGACAAGUUCCUAGGUAAAACCUUAAAUUUCCCUGAUUCCCUACUGGCUCCCAGGCUGGAUUAGGUCUCCUGUGGCACGUGAUGACUGUCUCAACCCCAGCUCUCUGGCCAAGAUGUUUGUGCUGUAUCCCUCAAGACAGUGUGAAUGCCUUGAGGGCAGGGGCUGUCUUUCUGAUCUUUGUAUCCACGGACUAGAGGUUCUCAUAAUACCUAUUCAAUGAAUGAAUCAUACUCUGAUCCCAGGUGUUAUCUUUAUCACUAUUAUUUUCCCUGUUUCAGAGACACUGAAUUUUUUAGGAAUUUGUCUUUUAAAAAUCAUCAUGGAGAAUACAUAAUGUCUGAUUCCAUUUAUGUGAAGUUCUAGAAGAGGCAAAUAUGGUGGAAAAAAAACCCCCAGUGGUUAACUCUGGGAAGGGGCAUGAAGGAACUUUCUGCCUCUGGGGUAACGGUAGUGAUCUAUAUCUUGAUAGGGGUUUGGGUUACACAAGUGUAUACAUUGGCCUAAGCUUAUUUAGCAAACAUACUGUUAGUAUUUGUGCGCUUCAUUGUAUGGAAAUUUUACAACAGAAAAAUAUUGAACUUUAGUUAAUGAUAUGUAUUGCUGAGGAGUUUUAAAAGGAUGGGUACAGAUAUCUGCAAUUAUUCAUCAAAAUACAUCAAAAAUUAAGAUGGAUUGAUGGAUGGAUAGAAUAUUGGAUAACUGAUUAAAACAAGCUUAGUAAAGUGGUGACAGUAGAAUCUUGUAAAUUCUUCAUCUUUGCUGUAUGUUUGAACAUCUCAUAAUAAAAUGUUAA